Messenger RNA from Prosopis cineraria, 2864 nucleotides. Its product is annotated as transcription termination factor MTERF2, chloroplastic-like. The transcript is spliced from 3 exons. Bases 185 to 1345 code for a protein of 386 amino acids. Lineage: Eukaryota; Viridiplantae; Streptophyta; Magnoliopsida; Fabales; Fabaceae. Gene Ontology annotation, cellular component: chloroplast. The record is from RefSeq and is a predicted model, not a curated record. Gene Ontology annotation, molecular function: double-stranded DNA binding. Gene Ontology annotation, biological process: chloroplast organization; regulation of DNA-templated transcription.
AAUUUUUAACCCUUUUCGACUUUCUUCUUUUCUUCUUCCACUGAGACUGUAAAAAGGACAAUGCGCUCCAAAUAUGAAAAAAUUCGAUCGAGGGAUUCUGCUGCAUCUGUUCUGUGAAGAUCGGAGCUGACAUCUCGCGUUGCGUGAGUUUUUCGUCACUCUUCAUUCAGCCAUUCUUUCAUUGAUGCUUACUUUUGUCAUUGCAAGAUUUACUUUAAUCCCCUGCCAGAAGAGGACCCAUCUUGUUUCCCUCCAUCACAAUGUUUCCCACAUUUUCAAUUCCUUUUCUUCAGUUUCGAAAGUGUCUGAAUCAAAUCAACGAAAAGGAAAAUCUGGAGAACAUGAUUCUUUUACUUUUUAUUAUCUCUUAGACUCACUGGACAUGCCUUCCGAAGCAGCUAUUGAAGUAUCCAAACGGGUUAAACUAAAAGGCUCUGAUAAACCUAACUUGGUGCUUAAUCUAUUUAGGACUUAUGGAUUCUCAGAUGCCCAGAUCUCUAAAAUUGUGGAAAAGUGUCCACGCGCCCUUUUAGCGAAGCCUGAAGCGACACUUUCGCCGAAGCUAAGGUUUUUCCGGUCUAUAGGGUUUUCAAGGUCUGAACUGCCAGAACUCAUCUUAUCAAAUUGUGAAAACUUAUUCUUGAGCUUGAAGAAAAAUAUAAUCCCCCGUUAUGAGGUCAUUAAGAGCGUACUUGGUGACGAUGAUCACGCCAAUAGGGCUUUUAAACAAUGGGGUUGGCACAAUAAGGAUCCAACGAAUUUACUUUCAAACAUAAAGGUGUUGAGAGAACAUGGAGUGCCUCAGUCUUCUGUCUCUCUACUGGUUACUCAUUAUGCAAGGGCCGCGCUUAUAGAUCCGGCAAAGUUUAUUGAACAUGUCAAGUUUGCAAAGGAGAUAGGAAUCGAUCCUUCCAAGGCUGCGUUCAUCCAGGCACUUUCUGUGUUAGCAAUCACGAAGAAAUCUACUUGGGAGUCGAGGCUGGAUAUCUAUGAGACGUACGGCUUGUCCAAGGAUGCCACUCUUUCAGCAUUCAGGAAGUUUCCAAAUUUCAUGCGGCUGUCGGAAGAUAAAAUCACAAGCACAAUGAAGUUUCUUGUGGAAGAAAUGGGUUUGCCAUUGGUAGAUAUUGUUAGUUGCCCCGCAUUUCUUGGCUAUAGCUUGAAGCAAAGGAUAAUUCCUAGAUUCUCGGUUUUUAAAAUUUUGAAAACUAAUGGUUCGAUAAAAAGGGGCCCGUCCUUCUCUUCCCUGGUCACAAUGAGUGAAACAAAAUUUCUGGAAAAAUUUGUGAUCCCGUUUCAGGAAAGCGUUCCUCAGCUAUUGGACAUUUAUAAAAGCUGUUCUUGAAGUUUAGUCCUCAGGAGUUUCUGGAAGAGUAUGAUUGUGAGCUUUGACUCUCAACUUUUUAUUAUAAUUGUUUAACUGUUUUGCUUCAAAUCUUACUCUAAUUUUGUUGUCUAUUUUCUGUUAGCUAGGUAUCAACUUGCGUGAUAUCUAUAUAUAUGGAGUUUAUCAUUCAAUUUUCUUUAUCAUAACACACAGUUCUUGUAUCCUUAUGCCUUUUGGUGAUACUGUGAAUUUGUUUCGGUGUAAGAUGAAAUCACACGAGUGUCUUAGGGUGAUCAUGUGGUGCAUCUGCAUGCUUAUUGGAUUAGUUUAGCAAGCCAUGAGGAGUGCUCAUGUAAAUUUGAGAUGCAUACAUUAAGACUCCAGCUUCUGCUUUCACCAUAGUAAUUGCUCUCCAAAUUUUGGGAUUUCAAUAUGCACUGCUUCAUUUGUUUUUUUCACCCUAUAAGGAUGUGAUGAGUCUUCCCAAGGGUAGUUCAAGGACAGCACAAGAAUCCUAUUCCCUCCCUGCAGUUUAAAUAAUCAAAUAUUAAAAUCAUUAUCUACAUCUAUUACUAUUCUUUAUCUUUUUUAGUUAUUGCAUUCUUUACUUAUUUCUAUAUUACUGAUUUAAAGUAGAAAAAUAGUCUAAUCAUAAAAAUUACCUUCAAUCCCUCACUCCUCCUUGGCAAGGAUCUUUGGUGACCCAGAAUGGAAAUUGCUAGGGCUUCCCAUCGUGUUCUGUUUUUUUUUUUUUUUUUUGAGCCUAAAGCAAUGUAUAGUUUUCCGGUAUGAGUCUCUUGAGAGUUUACUUGAUGACAGUCAGAAAGUCAUAAAAGCUUUAAGAUACCCAGCCUAGGAUUUUCCCAAACUUGAUGCUUGAAAUGGAGAUCCAUACAUAAAACUUUUGAGAGGGCUUGGAGUGCCUGAAUCUUCUGUUUCUUUUCUAAUAACUAAGUUUCCAGGCGUAGCUCUUGUGGAUCAUGCAAAGUUCGUUGAAAAUGUCCAGUCUAUUAGGAAAGCAGUAAUUCCAACUUUUAAGGUUUUGUUCAUAGGUGCACUUCAUGUGUCAUCGCUAACAAAGAAAUCAACCUGGGAGUCAAAGCUUGAUAUCUUUGAAAGGUGUGGCUGGCCUAGGGAUGUCACUUUUUCAGCAUUCUGGAAGUUACCAUUUUGUAUGCUGCUGUCAGAAGACAAAAUCACAAGCACAAUGAAGUUUCUUGUGGAAGAAAUGGGUUUGCAAUUGGAAAGUGUUUCUAAGUUAUUGGACAUUUAUAAAAGUCGUUCCUAAAGUUCAGUCCUUGACAGUUUUUGGGAGCGGAGGAGGAAAGCCAAUUACUUCUGGGAGGGACGCCAAUUACUUCUGGGAGAAUAUGAUUGAGCUUUGAUUGUCAACUUUAUUAUAAUUGUUCAAUUGUUUUUCUUCUAAUCUUACUCUAAUUUUGUUGUCUGUAUUCUUUUAGCAAGGCAUCAACUUGUAUGAUAUCUAUAUAUGUGGAGUUUAUCAUUCAAUUUUCUUAAUCAUAACACAGUUCUUAUA